Messenger RNA from Procambarus clarkii (red swamp crayfish), 906 nucleotides. The record is from RefSeq and is a predicted model, not a curated record. NCBI's taxonomy places the organism in Eukaryota, Metazoa, Arthropoda, Malacostraca, Decapoda, Cambaridae.
AUGGGAUCUGCUGGGAUCAUGUUCUGGGCUCCAAUGGAGUCUUCAGACAGACUGAAGGAGUCUUCAGACAGACUGAAGGAGUCUUCAGACAGACUGAAGGAGUCUUCAGACAGACUGAAGGAGUCUUCAGACAGACUGAAGGAGUCUUCAGACAGACUGAAGGAGUCUUCAGACAGACUGAAGGAGUCUUCAGACAGACUGAAGGAGUCUUCAGACAGACUGAAGGAGUCUUCAGACAGACUGAAGGAGUCUUCAGACAGACUGAAGGAGUCUUCAGACAGACUGAAGGAGUCUUCAGACAGACUGAAGGAGUCUUCAGACAGACUGAAGGAGUCUUCAGACAGACUGAAGGAGUCUUCAGACAGACUGAAGGAGUCUUCAGACAGACUGAAGGAGUCUUCAGACAGACUGAAGGAGUCUUCAGACAGACUGAAGGAGUCUUCAGACAGACUGAAGGAGUCUUCAGACAGACUGAAGGAGUCUUCAGACAGACUGAAGGAGUCUUCAGACAGACUGAAGGAGUCUUCAGACAGACUGAAGGAGUCUUCAGACAGACUGAAGGAGUCUUCAGACAGACUGAAGGAGUCUUCAGACAGACUGAAGGAGUCUUCAGACAGACUGAAGGAGUCUUCAGACAGACUGAAGGAGUCUUCAGACAGACUGAAGGAGUCUUCAGACAGACUGAAGGAGUCUUCAGACAGACUGAAGGAGUCUUCAGACAGACUGAAGGAGUCUUCAGACAGACUGAAGGAGUCUUCAGACAGACUGAAGGAGUCUUCAGACAGACUGAAGGAGUCUUCAGACAGACUGAAGGAGUCCUCAGACAGACUGAAGGAGUCCUCAGACAGACUGAAGGAGUCCUCAGACAGACUGAAGGAGUCCUCAGACAGACUGAAGGAGUCUUAA